Molecule: messenger RNA, 5296 nt
Organism: Panicum hallii
Lineage: Eukaryota; Viridiplantae; Streptophyta; Magnoliopsida; Poales; Poaceae
Exons: 7
Coding region: 1-4677 (1558 amino acids)
Source: RefSeq, a predicted model, not a curated record
AUGUCACAGUUUCACCCUACUCAGCAUGCGGGUGAUAAUGAUUUUCAGAUGUGGCAACAGCAGAUGAUGUACAAGCAAUUGCAGGAGUUUCAGAGGCAGCAACAAUUACAGCAGUCUGAUCAUGGGGCCAGGAUGCAGCCCUCUUUUGGACAGUUUCAUGCCCCUGCAAAACCACUGCCUGCUGAUCAAUUGUCGACAAUGUCAAAUGAAAUGACCAACAAUGAGUCCAUGAAUUCUGCAUGGCCACAUAAUUUUACUACUGGUGACCCAAGUUUGACAAGCAACUCUCAAAUGUUGAAUAAUGGUAGCGCAAAUUGGGAUCAGAUUGUUGGUGCUCCUGGUGUGGGCAAUUUCAUUAAUGGUUCAAUGUUUGCGAAUGCUCAGAAUCAAUCGAUGAGGCCAAUGGGAUUAGCUACCCACCAAGUGGACCAAACUUUUUAUCCAAUGCAUGCCACCAGCAGCAGGGGGUCUGGAAACCAGUACUCCCAGUUUUUAGGGAUUCCUGCUGAUUCUCAGAGUGCAAUGGCAAGGGUAGGUCCAGAUCAGUCUGAAAAGACAUCUAGGCCAUUCAACUCUUCAAUGAAUGAUCAUGGUCUUCACCUGCAAGGUGCCUCCAGUUUGAUGCAGAGUUUUCGUGGAAAAGGGGGUUUCUUAAGUAACAAUCCAAUGCAAAAUCAAAGUGAUAAUAUCAAGGCAGGCAGUCUGGUUACAAUGAAUCAUCUACAACAUGGUUUUCAAACUCAAGAUUUUCAUAGUAGCCCAAACCAAGUUGAGCUUCAAGUGGGUGUGCAAGAGAAAUCAGCAAUGCAGGUAGGGCAAGCAAGUGGUAGGGCUAGCCUUGACCCUACUGAGGAGAAAAUCUUAUUUGGGAACGAUGAGGAUAGCAACUGGGGAGCUUUGUUGAGGGGUGACAAUGAUAAUGGUAAUUCUUUGGACAAUGAUAACUAUGGUGGUGCUUUCUCAUCUCUACAGAGUGGUAGCUGGAGUGCCCUGAUGCAGGAAGCUCUGCAGUCUACAACCAGUGAAAAUAGUCCCAAGGAAGAGUGGAGUGGCUUGAGCUUCCAUAAAGCUGAGCAAAUAAUGGCUAACAAUUCAUUGUCAGGCCGUGACGAGAAUAAGCUUGCUGGAUUAAGUGGAGCAAACAUAGAAAAUGCACGCCCUCCACCACCAUCCAGCUAUGCUGACGGAACAAUGAAUAACCCAAAUCUUGCCAGUUUUCAGCAUGCCAUGAGAACACCCUAUGAGCGAAGGGACCAGAUGCCUCAUGAAUCUCCUAGUGCUUCUGUUAACAAUCACCAAUCAGCUUCAGAAGUCAACAAUGGAUACUUUCAGCAGAACUUAAAACAAGCUCAAUCUGAUGGUAGACAAGAACAGGCGCACCUAGCAAAUGGACUUUGGGCGCAUCAGAAAUCUGAACUGCUAAGAAAUAGUUUGCAGUCAACUGGUGCACAUGCUACACCACCUGGUGCACAUGGAUUUUGGAUGUCACAACAAAAUACAGCUGAUCACAACAUCAACAGAGAGUCAAGUAACAACCAAAAUGACUGGAAAGCCAACAAUGCACUUGGACAAGACAUGAGUGGUACCCAAAAUGUCUUUAAUAGCAAUGAGAACUCUUGGAAAUCAAGUGGAGGUAAUGCAAAUUCAGUCCAGAGACUUCAGCAGAGGAAGUCUGAUAUAAGCACUGCACAAAUACCAAAUGAAAGUUCAGAUGGUAAAAAUAUUAGAAUGAUGGGCUCAAAUAUUCCAAUGAUGACUCAGGAUCAUUAUCAGAUGAUCACUGGCCGGAGUGGUGAGCAAGCUGGAAUGAACCGCAAUAUGGGACAUAGGGUUCCAGAGACCUCCGAGUCACCAGGAAAAAGUGCAGACCAAAGAACAGGCGAUUUCAACCAGGAAUAUCUAAAUACAACCCCAAACGAAAGGCAAGCACAUGUUUUAAACCAUGGACAACACAUAACAAGCGAUUCUGCUCCCAGGAGGCAUUCUGUCUUUUCUGGGAAGGAAUCCGAAAACGUAAGUCAGUCCAGUCAGCAAGCAAUGGCAUCUUACAUGUUGCAGAACCGUGCUAUGGGGACCUCUGGAAUGAACAUUGGCACUUCUCCAGGCAAUCCAAUGUCAAAUAGUCUGUUUCCACCUCAGUCGCAUCAGAUGCGAAAUAAUAUGCAGCAUCAUUUUGGCACAAACUCCCAUGUCUCCAAUAAUAUGCCUUCAGUAAGUGAGAAAAUGAUGAUGGCACAAGAGCAACUUCAAUCUCGACAUGGUCUCCCUAACAGCUCCAGUGCAUUACAUUUUGGAGGAACUGACACGGGUCUGUCUCAGAACAGAGCUGUUCAAAACAGUCAACAUAUGCUUCAGCUUCUUCAUAAGGUGGACAACUCAAGAAACAGCAAUGCAGUUGCUGAAGUGCCCAACAAUUCUCUCGGCAUUGUUUCUGCCCAGCAACAACCGAACCAUCCUUCUUUGCAAGGAUUUGGGUUGAGAUUGGCACCACCAUCCCAACGGCAAUCAAAUUCGGGUAAUUUAUGGUCUGGUCAGACUAAUGUUGAUGCCAAGCAACCUGACCACUCAGCACAGGAGGAUGACCGUUCACAGCUACCUUCCACCCCUAGCCAGUCUUUGACGUCUCCGCAUACAAACUCUCAAUCUUCACCAUUUCACACUUCAGAAACAGAAAACACUGGGCAGCCAAUUGGGCGUUUUCCCCAGUUAAGUUCAGGCCAGCAGUAUCCUGCGACAGAUGAUAGAUCUGGUCCUGCACCCAUGCUACAGCAGCCUCAGCAAGGUAGCUCUGCAACUGUGUUCAAGAAUGUAUGGACAAAUAUAUCAGCACAGCGUCUAGCUGGUAUGCAAGCUAACAAGAUUACACCCAAUAUCCUCCAGUCUAUGAUGUUUCCAAAUAAUGCUACAACUUCCAACUUAUGGAGCUCUCAGAGGACAGAUGAUCAAGGGCAAAAAGCAUCAACUCCGUCAGAUAUUGUGACAACUUCAGCGAACUCGCAGAAUCAAGAUUCGAAGCAAGCUGUUGACAGUGAUGCAGGGUUAGCAUCUUCUCAGAAGGCAAACUUUGAGUCGACUGGAGCUACUCUAUCCGGAGGGAAUGAAUCUUUGCAGAAGCCUUCUUCCGAUGGAAAUUUUGUCAAUCCUGUUUCAUCCUUUGCACAGUUGCGUCAGCAAGGCAUCAUGGGUGGUAAACACGGGGAGAACCCAGGAGCUAAUUUUCAGGCCAUGAAUGCUUCCUACAAUAGUGCUAAUAAUAGUGGUGGCAUUGUGUUACAUGGAAGCCCAGCACCUUCAAACAUUCAGCAGCAAAAUUACUCUCUUCUGCAUCAAAUGCAAGCCUUGAGGCAUACUGAUAUUGAUCCAGGCAGUUCUACUGGAAAGACAAUGAGACCUGAUGUUGGUUCUGAUGCUUCACAGAUUGACUGGAAGUCCGGCCAAAGGUUUGCUCAUGUAGCCAAUAACUCAACCAAAUCGUCUGCGGAUAACAUUGGAAGCCCUGGCGUCCCAGGGUCAUUCCCUUCAGACAUGAAAAUGCUGAGUUUUGCUUCAAGAAGUGAGGAGAGAAAUCCUAAUGUGCCUUCUCAGCUUCCUUCUGGAGAGCGUCUAUCUCAUGGUUCGGUUACUGCACAGAAUGAUAGUCAAAAUCAGGUACAGCCCAUUGGCACAAGCGCAGCAUCAAAUUCUGUUGAAAGAAGUGAGAGACCGAGGAUAAACCCUCAAAUGGCACCUUCUUGGUUUGGGCAUUACGGGAACUACAGAAAUGGUCAGAGUGUCGCAAUGCUCAACGCACAGAAGACCACAGCUUUGCCAUAUAAUUUUCAAAAAGCUUCUUGGAAUAAUGACAAUAAUAACUCUGCUGAAAAUAGAGUUGAAUCUGGCCAAUCUGUUAGGCCUGUGCAUCAUCUCCCAUCAACAAAAAUGGAUGCUUUGGUUCCUUCCAAUGUAAAAGCAUCUUCAAUGAUGAGAAGGCCUAAGAAGCGUAAAGCUAUGGAGUCCACGCUUGUUUCUUGGCAUAAAAUAAUUGAGAGCCCACAAAAAUUGAGGAGCAUCAGCACAUAUGAGAUGGAUUGGGCUUGGGCAGCUAAUAGGUUAAUCGAGAAGGAUGAGGCAGAAACUCUUGAGGAUGCUCCUCUUAAUUAUUUACCGCGGAAGAGGCUAAUUUUGACAACCCAGUUGAUUCAGCAACUUCUCCCUGCUAUACCAUCAGCCAUUCUCAGAGCAGAAGCUGUAUCCGCUUACGAAAGUGCGACAUACACUCUAUCAAUGUUGACACUAAGGGAUGCAUGCAGCAUGGCAUCAUCAUCAUCAUAUAACUCUUGCUCUCCUGUGGACGAUGAAAAUAACCCAUCUGAACAAAUGACGAGUGCCAAGAAAAUGGAAGACAAAGUGUCAAAGGCCGUGGAAGUCUUUGUUGGAAGAAUCCGGAAGAUGGAAAAUGACUUUAUAAGCUUGAACAAGAGGGCUUCAAUGCUAGAUGUGCAACUGGAGUGCCAAGAUUUGGAGAGAAUUUCUAUUGUAAAUCGUUUGGGAAGAUUUCAUGGCCGGAACCAUGCAGCAGCAGUCGAGGGGUCAUCAGCUUCAGAAAUGACUCCUCGUAGAAUUUUUCCUGAAAGACAUGUCAUGUCGUUUGCAGUUCCCGGAAAUCUUCCUGAAGGGGUGUACUGUUUGUCACUUUAGUGGAAUGAUCUUCCAUUGUUUCCUAGCCGCUCAGAUGAUCUUGGGUGCCCUGUGAAUCCCAGUGCUCCUUAUCCCAUGCCAAAGCAUGGCCGAACAGAAGAAUACCACGAAGAGGCCAAGGGACGUGUUCCAGCCGAUCAACUCAGUGCUGGCUGUUGUUGUCCCAUAUAUCAAGUAUAGGUCCCUGUAUAUUGUGGAAAGUCAAGGAAAAAACUGUGGAUCUCCCAUCAUUUUUCUCUGAUGACGAGUAAUUAGCUUCAGAAUUUGUUAGAGAAGUCCAUGCUCACUAGCUUAGCACAUCUAGCGGAUUUCUUCACUAUUUGUCAAUCUUUCUAAGAAAUCCAUGUUGGCAGGCUAGAGUGGAAAUAAUAAUGUGAGCCUUUCUCUGGGUUCUUUGGUUCCUUUAGGAUGGGAUGCAAAUUGGCUAGUGUGUCCAAUCUAACUGACCACCCCUGUUAGUCAGCAGUUAAUUACUAGUUUUAUGUAGUGCUGAAAGCAUUCAUGGAACAAGUGGCGGGUAAAGUGCUUGGAAAUUCUUGUAACUUGUGCACCCGUGAUGUUUAAACGCUAACGGGUUCUUGUAAAUUUAAAGUGCCAAUAUUCCUGAGGUAAUAUUUUA